Molecule: messenger RNA, 2767 nt
Organism: Rana temporaria (common frog)
Lineage: Eukaryota; Metazoa; Chordata; Amphibia; Anura; Ranidae
Gene: SLC34A2
Product: solute carrier family 34 member 2
Exons: 14
Coding region: 294-2318 (674 amino acids)
Biological process (GO): intracellular phosphate ion homeostasis; sodium-dependent phosphate transport
Cellular component (GO): brush border; vesicle; apical plasma membrane
Molecular function (GO): sodium:phosphate symporter activity
Source: RefSeq, a predicted model, not a curated record
GAGAUCAGCAUGGAGCACGCACUGAUAAGCCACAGGGAGCAAGUAACUUAUCAUCUCCUUGAUUGUAAAGUGCUGAUGGGGAAGAUUGGGAGUAAGGAGUCAGGUAGGAAAGGCAGUGCUAAAGGGUAAAGGGGAGGGGUACCAUAGUGCGACCUGGGUGCGUAGGUACACCUCUCAUCCUGUAUAAAAGUGCUGAAAUCCUUGGUACCUGCAUCCCAACUCCCAGCACCUCACCUCUCCUUUCCCUGCUUCCUCUACCACAGGAUCAAAAGUACUUGACUCCAGCCAUAAACAUGGAUAAAAAGAAAAUGGCUCCCUUUCCGGAAUUCCAGAACCAUAUUGCUGAUGAUCUCGAUGAUGUCAAAAAACAGACGGAUAUGUCCCUGAAUGGCAAUACAUUCCUUCCACCUGACAAUACCAGUUUAGCUACUACAGACUUACCACCAAGUUACUCCUCUGUGACACUCACACAAGAUGAAUCUGAAAAAGAAAAGGAGUUUGAUCCAUGGGACAUGCCGGAACUUAAAAGUACUGGACCCAAGUGGUCAGAAAUGAACACAAAACAACGUGUCUUGUCUGUUCUAAAGGCGAUUGCUCGGGGGAUCCUCUUACUUGGAUUGUUGUACUUCUUUGUGUGUUCACUGGAUGUGUUAAGCUCUGCCUUUCAGUUGGUUGGAGGAAAAGCUGCAGGAGAUAUUUUCAAGAACCACUCUAUUCUCUCCAAUCCUGUUGCUGGGCUGGUUAUUGGUGUCCUGGUGACUGUCCUUGUACAGAGCUCAAGUACAUCCACAUCUAUCGUGGUCAGCAUGGUGUCAUCUGGACUUCUAACAGUCAGGACAGCCAUUCCAAUCAUCAUGGGAGCCAACAUUGGCACAUCAGUCACAAACACCAUUGUAGCGCUGAUGCAGUCUGGCGACCGGAAUGAAUUUAGAAGGGCAUUUGCUGGAGCUACUGUCCAUGACUUCUUCAACUGGCUGUCGGUGCUGAUCCUGCUACCCAUUGAAAUAGCAUCAGGAUACCUGUACCAUCUAACCAAUGCCAUUGUGGAUUCCUUCAACUUAGAGUCAGGAGAGGAUGCCCCAGAUAUGCUGAAGGUUAUCACUGAGCCUCUCACCAAAGUAAUCAUCCAGCUUGAUAAGAAAGUCAUACAGGAAAUUGCCAAUGGGGAUGAAGCUGCUCAGAACAAGAGUCUGGUUAAAAGAGAUUGUGGAACGAAGAUGUGGGUGAAUGCUUCAGUGCCGGGCCCAGAAAACUGUACUUCUAGCAGACUCUGCUGGACAGAUGAAAACAAUGUGACAUGGACAGAGAUCCAAGAACAUGUCCAGGCCACUUGUGCACACAUAUUUGCCAAGGCAAAUCUCCCAGACCUGGCAGUUGGACUUAUCCUCUUGGCACUGUCACUGUUAGUGCUUUGCACCUGUCUGAUCCUAAUCGUCAAGCUCCUGAACUCAAUGCUAAAGGGACAAGUUUCAGUAGCCAUCAAGAAGGUCAUUAACACUGAUUUCCCUUUCCCAUUCUCAUGGCUGACGGGUUACUUGGCAAUGUUGGUUGGAGCCGGAAUGACAUUCAUUGUGCAGAGCAGCUCGGUUUUCACAUCUGCAAUUACUCCACUCAUUGGCAUUGGUGUGAUUAGCAUAGAGAGAGCUUAUCCCCUGACGCUUGGAUCUAACAUUGGAACAACAACGACUGCGCUAUUAGCUGCCUUAGCCAGUCCUGGGGAAACCUUAUACAACUCUGUGCAGAUUGCAUUAUGUCACUUUUUCUUCAAUAUAUCUGGGAUCCUGCUUUUUUACCCCAUUCCCUUCACAAGAAUACCUAUUCGGCUAGCUAAAGGUCUGGGAAACAAAACAGCCAGAUACCGGUGGUUUGCUGUCAUUUAUUUGAUUUUGUGUUUUUUCUUACUGCCUCUAGCAGUAUUUGGCUUGUCAAUUGCUGGAUGGCAGAUACUUGUAGGAGUUGCUGUCCCUAUUGUGUUUUUGAUCAUUGUCGUCAUUGUCAUCAACACUUUGCAAGCCAAAUGUCCACGUGUGUUGCCAAACGUUCUGAAGACAUGGAACUUCCUUCCCAAGUGGAUGCAUUCUCUAAGCCCGUGGGAUUCUUGGAUGAGCCACGCUGCUCUCUUCUGUGGUCGCCGAUGUUGCUGCUGCUGCAGCAAGUGUAAAUGCUGUAAGUGCUGCCAACCCAUUGAAGAUGAGGAGUUGUCUCUCGACAAGCCACAGGCCUUGGAAUGUCAUGAGAACGUGGUGGACUUGAGUGAUGAAUUACCAAAUAUCGACAGUAAAGAACAAGGGAAAAACCUGAGCCUUACUUCCUUGUAGGAGAAUCUGCCAUGAGAACUGUAUAGACUAUCAUUAUACUUUCAUAUUUAUUAACGACAUGAUAAAAAUUACUAUUUAUCUCAUACUAUGAGUUGCUCUGCCCAUCAGGAAGCGCCCAAAUAAUAACCCGUAUUCUCUGUUCUAAGUGAAUCAAGUUCUGACUUCUAUUUCUUAGCGUCUACUUAAUGCUGCCGUCAUUAUAUAUACUAAUAAUGAUGUCAGACCCCUAUGAACCAUUGUUUAUUAAAUAGAAUAAGUAAAUAAUUGGAGUGUAAUGAGAGUGUGACAUCAUAGCUAUAGACGUGUGGAAUAACAAGCAACUGCAUGUAAAUAUCACAAGUUCUGAAAGAUCUCUGAAAGUCUUUUAAGCCUUUUACACACGAUCGGAUAUCUGAUGGAAUCUAAUCCGAUGCAUUUUUUCGUUGGAUAUCCGAUGAAGCUGACUUUCA